AUGGGUGCUUCAGCUAUUCAAAACUGCACAGCAACAAUAAGGAUGUUAGCCUAUGGUUGUGUAACUGAUCAAGUUGACGAGUAUCUUAAACUUGGUGCAACAACAUCUAGAGAAUGUCUUACACAAUUUGUUGAUGGAGUGAUUACUCAUUUUUCCACUGACUACCUUCGUAAACCAACACCCGAAGAUGUCCAACGUCUUUUGAGAGAAGGGGAGGAAAUAGGUUUUCCUAGCAUGUUGGGGAGUAUUGAUUGCAUGCAUUGGGUGUGGAAAAAUUGUCCAGCGGGGUGGAAAGGUAUGUACCAAGGUAGAUCUAAAACAGUAAUUGUGAUCUUAGAAGUUAUUGCUUCAAGGGAGUUUUGGAUUUGGCAUGCUUUCUUCGGGACACCUGGGUUGUGCAACGACAUAAACGUACUUCAACGUUCCCCAGUUUUUUAUGAUAUUAUGAACAAUCGAGCUCCACAAGUCAUGUUCACUGUGAAUGGAAUUACUUACAAUAAAGGGUAUUAUCUCACCGAUGAAAUUUAUUUAAAACGGUCCACGUUUGUGGAUGCCAUUACUGCCCCACAAACCGCUGAGCAAAGGUUGUUUACUGAACGCCAAGAUAGUGCUAUAGAAAAGAUGUUGAGCGUGCCUUUGGUGUGCUACAAGCUCGAUUUGCAAUAA
Molecule: messenger RNA, 666 nt
Organism: Chenopodium quinoa (quinoa)
Lineage: Eukaryota; Viridiplantae; Streptophyta; Magnoliopsida; Caryophyllales; Amaranthaceae
Exons: 1
Coding region: 1-666 (221 amino acids)
Source: RefSeq, a predicted model, not a curated record